This is a messenger RNA of Andrographis paniculata, 1351 nucleotides long. RefSeq names its product phenylacetaldehyde reductase-like. The transcript is spliced from 6 exons. NCBI's taxonomy places the organism in Eukaryota, Viridiplantae, Streptophyta, Magnoliopsida, Lamiales, Acanthaceae. The coding region runs from base 165 to 1127 and encodes 320 amino acids. Gene Ontology annotation, molecular function: oxidoreductase activity, acting on the CH-OH group of donors, NAD or NADP as acceptor. The record is from RefSeq and is a predicted model, not a curated record.
UCCCUUGAAUUUAAAAAUAUAUAUAUUAACCAAAAAUGACAACAAAAUCAAAACUGAGGUUGAUAUCUUCUUAUUUAAUGGUGAUUGGUGAUUGCUGGCUGCCGCUCAUCUGCAACUUCGAAAAAGUGGCAGAGCAGAGUGAGUAGCCUCAGCCGGACAGGGAGAUGAGUGGAGUCGGGAUGUCGGUGUGCGUUACUGGAGGAUCAGGAUACCUCGGAUCGUGGCUCGUCAAGCUGCUGCUGGAGCGUGGUUAUACUGUUAAAGCUACUGUUCUGGAUCUCGGCGAUUCGAGCAACACUGACCACCUGAAGGCACUCGAAGGAGCUGACGAAAGACUACAGUUGUUCGAAGCCAACUUAACUGACGAAGGAUCGUUCGAUUCAGCAGUUGCUGGUUGUGAUGGCGUAUUUCAUACAGCAUCACCUUGCUUCCUUUCAUGUGCUGACCCACUGGUGGAGUUGAUAGAACCAGCAGUCGGAGGAACGCUCAAUGUUCUCGAAUCCUGCAGCAAAGUAGCAUCUAUUAGACGAGUGGUGUUCACAUCCUCCAUAGCUGCACUUACAACCAACCGAAAACCCAAAGGCGCUGGCGUGCUAGUCGAUGAAACUUGGUUUGCAGAUCCAGAGUACUGCAAAGAGACUAAGCAAUGGUACGUUCUUUCGAAAACCAUGGCAGAGGCAGCUUCAUGGAAAUUCUCCCGGGAAAAUGGCAUCGACUUAGUCGUACUGCAUCCAGGCUUCAUAAUUGGCCCUCACCUCCAGCCAACUCCCAAUCUCUCAUCCCAAUUUUUUAUCGAUCUCAUCAAAGGGCAUGGUCAGUUUCCAGAGUAUCGAUGCGUUGAUGUUCGAGACCUUGCAUAUGCACAUAUCGCCGCAUUUGAAAAUCCUUUGGCUAGCGGCAGGUACCCUGUGGUCGGGGAAGUGAUAAUGCAUUCCGAAAUAAUGGAAUUAUUCCACGGCCUUUAUCCUUCGAUCGCGGCUCCUUCGAGUGGCUUGGAGAAUAGCAACAACACUUAUGAGGUGUCCCAGAAGAGAGCUAAAAGUUUGGGCAUAAGUUUCACACCAUUGGAGGUGAGCUUGAAAGAUACUGUCGAAAGUUUGAAGGAGAAGAAGUUUCUCACUCUAUAAGCAAAUUCAUGUUUUGGAGCAAUUCAGCUAUGUUUCUCUUAUGCUGCAAGUUUGUGCCAUUUAAGUUUAUGAAUUAUCAUUGAUAUGUUUACUUUGAAUUAAGCUUUUAUUUAGACAGUUUUUGGAAGUUUGGAAAUUUGGAAAAAAUAAAAUGUUAGUAUUUGAUUUGAUAUUUUAUUGAGAAAAAACAUUGUAUUUGAUAUGGUAUUUUUUUAAAAAUGAAU